Acyrthosiphon pisum (pea aphid) is the source of this 1380-nucleotide messenger RNA. Its product is annotated as zinc finger MYM-type protein 1-like. NCBI's taxonomy places the organism in Eukaryota, Metazoa, Arthropoda, Insecta, Hemiptera, Aphididae. The record is from RefSeq and is a predicted model, not a curated record. The transcript is spliced from 4 exons. Bases 182 to 838 code for a protein of 218 amino acids.
GCUACCCGUAUGUUCUCCAUUAUAUGCGUUAUCGUUAUAAAUUAUAAAUAUAACUUAUAACAUUACACAACAGUCGACGAGACGACGACACACGUUAUACAGACAUACAGUACCCAAAACUUGAACUGCCAACAGGUAACAGUAUUCCGUCUCCGUAAAUCUGAAUUGAUAGGUAUUUAAAAUGUUUAGUAUUUUUAAAAAACGGAAACCUAAAGAUAAUAAUGAGGAAAACGAAAUUGAAGCUGAUAUUGACGAUCCUGGCAUGGUUGACAUUUCUACUAAUAGUACUACUCAUACAAGUGAUACAACUCUUGAUUUGGGAAAUAAAGAUUCCGGCCCAUGUCGUCCCAUACUUACAGAAUAUAAAAAAAUUAAAUUUGGAACACAACAAAGAUCGUUUCGAAGCCAAUGGUACAAUGAAUGUGAUUGGCUAGAAUACAGUGUUCAGCGUAACGCUGCAUUCUGCUUUGUUUGCCGAACUUUCGGUUCAGAAAAUUCAGGUGAAAAUAUAUGGAUUAAAUCUGGGUUCAAUAAUUGGCAAAAGUUUCUUGUAAAAUCAAAAAAACAUUCUUCUACCAGUACUCAUUUGACUAAUUUAUCAAAAAUGUGUGCAUAUAAAAGUAGUUUAAAGACAGGAUCUGUUGUGACACAACUAUCUAGCGCUCAUAAAAAACAAGUUGAAAUUAAUCGCAAAUACAUGUCUAGUUUAAUUGAUGUUGUGUUAUACCUUGCUAAGCAAGGCAUAUCAUUUAGAGGACAUAAUGAAAAUUUAGAUUCUUUAAAUCAAGGUACAUUUAUAAUGUUAUUAUUUAUUAAUAAAAUUAAUAUUUUCUUGUAAUAAUAUAAAUACAAUUUUAGGUAAUUAUAAGGAAAUGUGCCAUAUGGUAUUUUCAAAGUUCAUGCCAGAUUUGAAAAAUGUAUAUGAGAAUAAAAUUAACCAUACCAGUUGGAAAGUGCAGGACGAAAUUAUUAAAAUAAGUGCUGACCUAAUUAAAGAAAUUAUUGUUGAGGAAAUUGUUGUUUCUGGGAAUUUUGCACUUAUGGUUGAUGAAGCCAGGUCCCAUAAAGAAGAACAGUUAUCUGUAUGUGUGCGGUAUGCUGUUGGUCUUGAGGCACGUGAAAGAUUUUUGCAAUUCAUAGAUGUUUCUAAUGGACAAACUGCCAACCAUAUUAUUUCUGCUGUUUUUAAUUGUUUUCAAAAUUUAAAGUAUUAAUAUCAAUACAUUAAAUAUUGUUGCUCAGUCUUAUGAUGGUGCCAGCGUAAUGGCUGGACACCUUGGAGGUGUCCAGGCAAAAAUUAAACAACAAUUUCCAUGUGCCAUAUACACACACUGUAUGGCACACAGAUUAAAUUUGAUUGUUGUGGAUAUGUGUAAAGGA